This is a messenger RNA of Nasonia vitripennis (jewel wasp), 5914 nucleotides long. RefSeq names its product serine/arginine-rich splicing factor 2 (gene SC35). Gene Ontology annotation, molecular function: RNA binding. Lineage: Eukaryota; Metazoa; Arthropoda; Insecta; Hymenoptera; Pteromalidae. The transcript has 5 exons. The coding region runs from base 303 to 830 and encodes 175 amino acids. The record is from RefSeq and is a predicted model, not a curated record.
UCCGCUGCGUCAUCGCGGCGUCCAACGGCAUUUCGUUUCGGCGCCAUCUUGCUUCCCUCGACCCCGGACUUGCCAGAGUGACGGAGAGAGGGGCGACGGUUCGUACUUCGUACGCACACGCACAAGCCACAUACAGCCAGGGCACAGGCCACAGGGUCGACCAUCGUUGAUCGCGCACCGCUCGAAUUCAUUACUCCCGUGGCAAGCCAGAGGAUAAGGACGCCUCAGUCGAGGCUACCGCACCGACUUUGACAAGUAUAUACUACAUAUUGACUUGCGAGAAAGAGAACACAACAGCCGAAAUGAGUUACGGCAGGCCGCCACCUCGCAUCGACGGGAUGGUCUCCCUCAAGGUGGACAAUCUUACCUACCGCACGACCCCGGAAGACCUCAGGCGUGUGUUCGAGCGCUGCGGAGAGGUUGGCGACAUCUACAUACCUAGGGACAGAUUCACCAGGGAAAGCCGUGGAUUCGCCUUCGUGAGAUUCUAUGAUAAGCGUGAUGCAGAGGAUGCACUUGAUGCCAUGGAUGGCCGUAUGGUCGAUGGAAGGGAACUGCGUGUUCAGAUGGCACGCUAUGGCAGACCAACUUCACCCCACCGCAGUCGUGGCAGCAGACGCUACAGGAGCCGUAGUCGAGAUCGCAGACGCUCCAGGACGAGGUCACGCUCACGAUCACGCAGCAGGUCACGCAGUCGUGAUCGGGACCGCAGGCGCAGUUACAGUCGUUCACGCUCACGCUCUGACAGCAAGAGCUCACGCGGUAAAUCACGCAGCCGCAGCAAGUCCGCCGAUAGGACAAAGGACGCACGAUCCAAGUCCAGAGAUUGAAACCAAAACCAAAUUCCUUCUCUUAAUGGCAGUUCAUACUCGGUGGAUGUCUCUAUACUCACUGUACAACCACAUCAGAACCCUGAGUGUACUGACUUGAAUUAUGAAAAAAGGUAUUCUAUUUCUCUCCUGUCACACUGAUUAUCUUGUUCCAAUCUUCUAAGUUACGUUUUCUUUCCACGGCGUUACCAAAUGCGCGCUUGGUACUUUGAGCCUUAGUUUCCUCUUUCUAUUAUUAUUACUAUAGUUUUUUUUUUGUUUUGUUCUAAUCCAGUAGUUUAUCAAUUGUCAAUCAUUUGACUAUCCACUACUGCUCACGUGGUCGCGCGAAAAAAAAAACAAAAAUGUAUAGCUGAUACUAGCAACACUCUUGACACGCUAAUGUGCAGAAUUUUAGACAAUUUUAUGCCUGCUACUCUUUCAUUAUUGUCAAUAUAAAUUAAAAUAAAACUGUCAAUUUGAGUAAUAGAGCAAGCAUAGCCAUUCAAUUUUUAUCUAAUCGCGCUAUCGGAAAUAUUCAUACCUAAGACUUGACAAGAAAUUCUUCAUCAAUUUUUUCGCUCGUGUGAAAUAUUUUUCUUUCAAAUAUAUCUCUCAUUAAAACUUUUGUAAUUAUUACACAUAUUUCAAAUCAAUUCAAAAGACGUACAUUUUAUGUCAAGCCUUUCUCACUUUGACAUUGAAUAAUUUUAGCAAAAGCAUAGAUGAUAGUAAAUAACCUUUUGCUUCUCAACUACCAGCUGAAAUAAUAGAAUUGCAAAAAAGAACUCCAAAUAAAUGUAAAAAAUAGAGAUUUUUUUCUUUUUAUUAAAUGAAAAUUGUUCUUUCUAAACCCGAUCAUAUUCUUUCAAUUUUUAAACAGUUAGAUAAUUUCAUUCUAUGCUUAGUGAUCUUAGAUGUAAGUUAUGCGUUCUUUUGUAAUUUGACAACACAACAUAUAUACCCACACAAACAGACUUAUUUAUGUAAGUUUGUCAUUCAUUUAUAAUAAAGUAUAAUGAGGUACAAAUAAAAGUUCAAUAGACAUUUUUGAUUUAGUUGUGUAACGAGAUGAAUACUGAGAUUUGAUUGUAACUUGCGAUUUGAUUUUUUACAUAAAAGAAAUAUAAUGGCACUGUUGAUACGCAUUCUAGUCUAAAAAGAAAGCAAAGUAUUUGAAGGAGACAGAGUUUCAUGGACCAUGGCAAAUUUUUCCAAAUUUCAAACAAUUAAUGAAUGCACAUUGGAUUGGCAUCAUCUUAUUCUUGACUCCGUUCCUUUGAAUACCAAGAGAAAGCAAUAACAACGUAAAGAAAAAUCGUGCAUGCUUUUUGCUGCAAUAUACAUGAUUUAUCAUUUAUGUAUAAGUAUAUAUAUAUAUUUUUUUUUUUACGAACGAUUGCUCAGACAAAGCUGUUUAUUUCGAUUGUUGCUUAUACUCCUUUGUUCAGGAACAAUUUUGUCUGGCGCUUUAUUACAUACUCAAUUCCUUUCUUCCUCUUUCCCAUUCUAACAACUCCCUCGCCUAAUAAAACAUACACACAUAUAUAUGCUAAUAUUGAUAUUGAUAAACAUAUAUAUAAUAAUAAUGAUGAUGAUAAUAAUAAUGAUAAUAAUAAUACACGGACAAUAGAACGUGUACAAGAUGUUUAAAAGAUCAGGCUAAUCUAAGCUUCUGUAUUUCUGUGGUGCCACAGGCGGCUGUAAGGCGGCGGAGAGUGGCGCGCGGCGAGAGAGAGAGCGAGUCGAGAUAAGCAGUACAGUAAGCCGUUGCGGGGUCGAGCAGGCAGGCAGGCAGGCAGGCAGGCAGGCAGUCUAGUUGCGGUGUCUCUCUGGCGUUGCUGACUCUCGUGUAGCAGAGAAAGAUCGAGAGAAAGAGAGAAAGAGACUGACAAAGAGACAGAUGCAGUAGGCAGGCCGCGGGGGUCGCGCGAGAGUUGCGAGAGAGAGAGAGAGAGAAAGAGAGAAAGAGAGCACGCGUCGCACGAGAAAGAGCAAAAAGCAGAAUUUAUAGAGCGAGUAGCAGGGAGAGGGGGGUGAGCCGAUGCUGCUGCCGUUAUGCUGCCGCCUACAUGCUGAUCACACGACGGAUGCAGCUCCGCCGGCGUACUGGCAUGUAUCUAGUGAUAAUAACAGAAAAGCACGCUGGUUUUCGGUCAUCUCUUCUUGGCUCUCUAUACUGAACACAAUUAUUGCAUUUCAAUUUCCCGCCCGUAUGGAGUUGCCGUACCAGCGUGCUUGAAACUUUCAAAUACUCGUGAUUCAUUCACAUUUCGCCUUUUCUUGCUAAAUCUAGCACGUUUUUGAUUCUGUUUUUGUUUAAGCCUCGUGAGAAAAUAUUAUUUUUUUGCCGGGCUUAUGAAAAAAUGAGUGAAUCUUAAAAUGUGCAGCGAGGAACGACGAUAUUCAAACAGAUGCUCAAAUUGAUUUUGUGCUUUCUCACUUUUGAUACUUAUUUUAAUGAUAGUAUUAACUAGUCUUCAGCAUUCAUUUUGAGUGUCUGCCAGUAUCACUGUUUGACUGAUGAACAGAUUACUUUUUAUUCAAUUAACUUGCAAAUUCUCCAUCGUUUCGUCAAACAGUGAAGCAGCAAUUAAAUCUUCCUCAUAAGCAUACACAUACACAUAUCAAUGACCAUUUUUUCAGAUAGUUCUGGUACGUAUUGAAAAUUUCCGCACAUAACAGUCCCACCCGCAGUUCAUUCUUAGUUGUAGUGUGUAUUCUAUGAAGUAUCAAUUUUUGGUCUGAAUAAACAAAGGUUCAUCUGGAGGAAGAAGAGCAGAGUUAUUUUGUCAAGCUUCAACAGUACUUUAUUUUUUUCUUUUAUACAUUUGGUACAAGUUAUCCGAUUCCGAUAAAGUUCGUUCGCGUGUGACAAGCAAAGUCAAUGGACCGAGAGAUACACACGCGCGCGCGCGCGCGCGCACACACACUCGUGCAGUGUCGGGAGCAUGGAUUCUCACUGUAAUCGCUCGCGCGUCAUCGGCUGGCCACUCUCGGCGUGAAAGGGAGAAAGAAAAAAAAGGCAGAAACUUACAAAAUCGCGUCGUCAGCUCCUCGUGGUCGCUCGCGCUCCCAAUGAAAGUGCUAACCGCGCGCAUUUUGCUUACAUUCCCCCCCCCCCUCACGUGUAUAUUACAGCAGCUGUACACGGCUCAAUAAGUAUGUGCGCAUGUGCCGAUGAAGAAAAUGGGAGCAAGAGAAGUGGUUCCGAAAAAGCUCAUCCCUAAAACUACGCUUUCGUUUUCACGUGCACGAGUGAAAGGUGCUUUUACAUAUAUACUGAAGCUAGCUUAUCCUUCUAUUGCCCUGCUCUAUUGCUAAUUUGUCUCCGGUAUCAUACCGGUUCUAUCAAAAUAUGGAAAACAAUAGACGUUGGUAAGAUUGAAAGAUCUAACAAACAGUCAUUCUUGCAGCUUAAUUUAUUGCGUGACUUGAAAGAGCCAAACCAUACGAGUUUAAUCAAUGGCACGAGAAGUAUAUUUUUGCACGCGGCUGCGCGGAAAAUGAAAGUUAACUAAAAUAAAACUAAAGAACGGUCUUUUAUGUAUUUUAUUAUUUUGCUUAUUUGGUGUUUCGGGAUCGAGAGAACGUUUUAUUGAUUGGACACGUUCCGACGAUGCUAGAAUCGCGAGUACUCGCUUAUUUAUCAUAGCUUUUUUCAUUCACUUUAUACAGAGUUCUAUUCUGUUUUUUUUUUCUUUUUGCACUGUCCACUCUGUUUUUUCUUCGAUACGAAGAGUUUAUUGGAAGCAGUUUUCUCGAAUGUAAUUUACAAUGCGCUUCGUGAAACGAUUCGAGCAAUUCUUCGUUUCAAACCCGCCGUCGUCGCAGUAUUGUUAUUGUUUGUACAGUAUAUAUUCUCUUGUAUUGACAUCGCUUCGCUUAACCGUAUACAGGUACUCAAAUUUACACGACCAGAAGCAGUAAGCGUGGAUUUAGAGCUUUGAAACAAGAAAAAAGAUAAGAGAGUAAGAGGCCGCUUUGAUUUUGCCGAGUGUGUAAAUUCAAUAUAAACCCGUGUAUAAAUGGAAUAGAAAUGGAAACGAGUACAAAUGUAGGUAUUUGUGCAAUAUAAAAUUAUAUCUUAAAGAUAUAAAAAUCGAAAAUGUUGAAAACAUCAGCUCAUUUGUAAUUGAUUGUGGUCUUUCAAACUUCUUAUCGACUGAUUGUUGCCUGCGAUCGAGUAACGAGCCGCGCAAACGUAUGUCUCUUUGAGCAAUAGAGCAUGCGAUUGUAAAUGCUGGUCAAAUGCCAAAUCCACGCGUACGUUAUGGUUGUAUAGACUUAACGUUGUCGCGAAUACGCCUCGAACCGUGCCACAAGCGCGAGCGCAUUUGUUUUCUUUUUCUAACAGCCUUCUCUGGAAAAUGUAUUACGACACAACCCGUUUUGUUAAUCUCCCCCUACUUAGUGUAUACAUGCGCGCGUAUUAUUUACAAAGUCAUCGCGGAGAGGGAGAGAAAAAAAGGAGAAGAAAGUAACGAUAUAUCUACGAAGGCGAAACGCAACGCCCUAUCCCUUAUGUCGUAGCAGUCUAAAUCCCGAGGUCGAAUAAAAAGUAGAAACUAUAGUAAAAUUAAAAUGUGCAGUAACGAAUGCAGCCCCGUAAGAAAGUAAAAGUCGCGCGGGCGGUAACUAAGCCACCGAACGGUAUAGGUGAAGAUCCUUCCUAUCUAGACAGUAGAGAAGGAAACGCGAAGACUCGGACCGUCGCGUGCGUCGCGGCUAAGUUGAUUGAAAGAAUUAUAGGUGGCGAGCUGGGCGUAUACCGAAAGGAGCAGCGAUACGCGUGGCGAGAGAGAAAAUUGAUUAGAGAGCGAACGAGCGGACGAGACGUCCUAUCACAUAGAGCCCGAGCACGAGCAGAUGGCCGGCGAAGUAGAUACUCCGGUAGAAGGUCAACGUCUCGUCCAGCUGGAGCAGCUGGAAGGACAGUCCAAGGUAGGACAUGCACGAGAUCCUGGUGAACCACAGCAGGCAGUGCAGCGCCGUUUUCUUCUGCAACAUCGAAAUAAGCAGAUUAAUUGUUACCCGUUUUCGCGCGAUUUUCUGUGUAAUGAAUUCUCUCACUGAUGAAUAAACGACGAAGUUGGUGGAAGAAA